Molecule: messenger RNA, 1293 nt
Organism: Clonostachys byssicola
Lineage: Eukaryota; Fungi; Ascomycota; Sordariomycetes; Hypocreales; Bionectriaceae
Source: the annotation of a GenBank genome assembly
AUGAAUCUAGCCAGUGCGCUCACCGGAGGCUUCGCGACAGAUAUCAAAGUGACGCAGGAUACCAUCAAUUUGGGCAAUCAGCUGAUGUUUAUGGGCAUCGUCGUCCUGGAAAUACCUUGUAACAUGGCUCUUCAACGAUUGGGUCCUCGCAAAUGGAUAUCCGGACAGGUCUUCGUCUUUGGUCUUGUCGCGACAUUGCAGCUCUUGCUCAAGAAUCGUACAGGCUUCCUCGUGUCUCGACUCGUCUUGGGCCUCGCGGAGGCUGGUUACAUUCCUGGAGCCAUCUACACCUUGUCCACUUGGUACACCAAAAGGGAGCUGGCAAAGCGAGUGGCAGUUCUCUUUUUCGGUAUGUUUGGUGGGAAUGCUCUCAGUCCGUUACUAGCCUCCGGCAUUCUGAAGCUCGACGGUUCGCGUGGCCUUCGGGGAUGGCAGUGGCUAUUUCUUCUUGAAGGAUUGUUCACUAUUUGUGUUUCGUUUCUAUUGCUCCUGUUCUUGCCUGGAAGCCCUGAUAUUCCGAAGCCUCUCAUCGGAAGAGGCUUGGUCAAGUUUUCUACCGACGAUAAAAAGGUCUUGCAAAGCCGACUAGAAACAGACGAUCUUGGAAAGCGCCCAGGAGUUCAAGGUCUUCCCAUUGACUGGAAAUUAGUUUGGAGUACCGUGUCUCAUUAUCGUCGGUGGCCACACUAUGUCUCAACAUUCGCUGUCUUCUCUACAUGGUCCCCUCUUACAACCUAUACGCCUUCAAUUAUCAUGUCUCUUGGGUUCGAACGUAUUACGGCCAACGCACUAGCCUCAGUCGGUGCAUUCAUCGCACUGCUUGUGGUUUUCACAUUUGCAUACAUCAGUGACCGCACUGGUUAUAGAGGCGGAUCCGUCAUUCUCGCUCACGUCUGUUAUCUCAUAGUCCUCAUUACAGCCCGCCAGGCCCAUCCUCAUGUAGGCAAAUGGUCUCGGUGGGGACUUUGGACAGCAGUUAACAGCUUUGCUGUGGGAUACCAUCCAGUUCACAACACCUGGGUGCAGUUGAAUUGUGUUGAUGCAGGAGAGAGAAGCAUAGCAAUCGCAAUGUGGGUUAUGUCUGCCAUCAGUGGUCUGAUGGUAGGGACUCAGUAUUUCAGAGCCAACGAUACACCAUUUUAUCAAACGGGACUUCGAACCAUGAUAAUCAUGGUAUCUGUGGGAAUGGCCUUCGCCAUCAUUCAGGUCCUGGUCUACAGCAUACACAAUAAACGUGUAGCCAAGAAAGGGGUCCAAGAACAAGGACGGCCCGUGCAGCUCUAUACGAUAUGA